GAUCCUGGCUUCAGUCUUCUUCCUUGCGCUGAGCUGCCUCCUGCCAGCCUUCCCGGCCUUCAGCAGGCUCCGACCCCCCUCCGCCAGAUUGCGCAAUCCUCGGAGGAGUCCGCUGCGUAGCGCUGCUGGGCGCCCAUGGAGUUGUUUCUCGCAGAUCUAUUGCAUCAACUUGGACGACAGGCCAGACAGAUGGGGCUUUAUGGAAAAGCAAUUUCAG
This is a messenger RNA of Symbiodinium sp. CCMP2456, 217 nucleotides long. The record is from the annotation of a GenBank genome assembly. NCBI's taxonomy places the organism in Eukaryota, Dinophyceae, Suessiales, Symbiodiniaceae.